AUGAGCGGUAGCUCUAGCCAGUCUACUCGUACGAGUCCAGGGUCUUUUGGAACCACGCAACUCACCGAGUCCGUAUCUUCUGGUUCAUCGCCCACGCAGCAGUCACUCUCUUCCCAGGCGCCUUUGACGUCUCAGCAUGCGAUGUCGACCGACGUGUAUAGCCCGACUGCGUCGCAACCGCCAUCUCUGAACAACACAUUCACCUACCCCUUUUCCCCUAUCGGCACCUCCGCUUCAUUCGAUAACAACAUGCGCUUGGGCGAGACCGAUCGCAACAUGCAGGGCUUGAACGGCCUUGGUCGCGCCGGCAACGGAGGCGCGAUCCUGAUGCGCAAGUUGCCCCGAAACACGAGUCGCGAAGCACUGCGCAGCAUGUUGCUGUUCGCCAAAGACUUCGUCGACGCGGACUUCGUGACUCUGGAUCUGCCAGAGGAUGACGGAUUCCUGACCGCGAUCGCGCGAUUCAUCUCUCUCCCCGCUGCCGAAGAGGCCAAAUCCCUGCUCGACGGCAAACCUAAUUCCAAGAACGACGCCAAUAUGAUCGUUGAAAUGUACCCCGGUCCCAUGGGAUCGAAUUUGUCCAACGCGCGUCGGAACACCAUCGACCACACCGCAAGCCGUGCGCUGAUGGGUGUUCCCUCUAAUGGCCCUCUCGCGCGUCAGUCGUCGCGUUUCAACGGCACAUUCCAGAGCAUGGAGAGGCUCUCAAAUGCCAACCCCAACCAGGCCAUUGGUGAAGGUCUUCAUCCCAACGAAACAGGCUCGCGGAUGCACAGCCUGUUCUCCCCACAAUCUCCGAUCGGAAACGGUAUAGAUAAUUUGCCCCGUAUAACUGGCAAGUCCAUGAUCGACGAGGACCCUGACGAAGAGACCGGCGAGUUGCUCAAGGAUCCAGUGGGAUACGCAGAAAAUGGCCACUCUACCGGGAUCUCCGCCGGGCGCCGGGCGACCAAUCCAUCAAUCCCGACAAACCGCUUUGCCAAUCUAUCCUUGUCGACGAACAUGUCAUCUCCCCCUUUGCCCAACUACCCCGGUGGUGGUGGGCAGCGCAUGGGUACUGGAACACCCGCAUCUGCAUACCCCAGCCAGGUUCACGGUUUCCCAUACAAUGCUCAGCAUACGCCACGCCACAGUCUCCCGGCUGCAAACCCCAAUGAUCUGAACCCACCCUGCAACACAUUGUACGUGGGCAACUUGCCACCGGACACCUCGGAAGAGGAGCUCAAGGCACUCUUCUCCAAACAACGCGGGUACAAGCGCCUCUGCUUCCGAAACAAGCAAAAUGGCCCUAUGUGCUUUGUCGAAUUCGACGAGGUCGCCAUGGCAAGCAAGGCGCUGAACGAGCUUUAUGGCUACAAGUUGUCCAACAGCGUCAAGACUGGCAUUCGUCUCAGCUUCUCGAAGAACCCACUGGGCGUUCGCUCCGGUCAGCCGGGGAGCAUGAACUCAUCCAACUCAGUUUCUGGACAGGGUGCCGUCCCUGGAGGUAGCAACUUGAGCGGGAUUCAUAACACUAUGUUCUCAGCUGUCAACGGCCCCCCUCCAGGGCUGGCAGCACCCCCUGGCCUUGGCAUGCCCCUUCCCGCCCCGCCCAUGCGCCACGGCAACAACAUGCACACCUCGGUCAAUCCUCAUUCUGGGUUAGUGAACAACGGCUCUUAUAACCCCAACUCGGGUCUUGGCAUCCGAAACGGAGCCAACUCUAUGAUGAUGUCGCCUCCACCCCCUGGCAGUGCCGGCGGCAAUAACAACGCGCCCUCGAACCUCAAUGGCUAUAAUUCUUUCUACCCCGACUACAUGAUGGGCCGUUAA
Penicillium olsonii is the source of this 1812-nucleotide messenger RNA. The record is from the annotation of a GenBank genome assembly. Lineage: Eukaryota; Fungi; Ascomycota; Eurotiomycetes; Eurotiales; Aspergillaceae.